AUGAUUGGUUGGACAACUCAUAGUCACAUCAAACUCCCUGAAAUCUUUUCUUUGCUGGAUGCGUUCAUGUUUAGCCAGCCAAAUCGCGAAGCCGCCCAGCCGCUCCUUCAAGAUGACGACAAUACAAUAUUCGCGCUCGACUCUGAUGAGGAAGAAGAGUCAGCCCUUAACACACCAAGACGAAAUGUUCGCUUCCAAGAAGAAGUCCAAGUAAUAGCCCCCGCCGCUGAGGUCCUUGACGUCGAGCAGAGAAACGGGUGUCUAAUUGCCUCAGAGUUUGACCAAGACACAGAUGAACUUGAUGAAGAUUCGCAGUCUCAGGUUCGCGCUGGUUCGCGGAACCAGUCUAUGCCUUUGCUUGUCGGCCUUUUCGACGCGUCACACUCUCGUGGAGUAGAUGUGUCCGUCCCUUUACUGCAUGUUAAUGGCACCAACGGAUCGUCUGGUCCGGAUGUAGACCUGGAAGCACUAGCAGCGAAGCGGGUUGCUGGAGGCGGAUUAAUAGACUCCAUUGCCAACAUGGCAAACUCCAUUCUGGGUGCCGGUAUCAUCGGAUUGCCUUAUGCUGUUAGCCAAGCGGGCUUCUUCACUGGUCUCUUCCUUCUUGUUGUGCUGUGUGGGAUCACGGAUUGGACGAUUCGUCUCAUAGUCAUCAACGCAAAAAUGAGCGGAACACACAGCUAUAUUGGGAUCAUGAACCAUUGCUUUGGUGCCAGUGGACGAGCCUCGGUCUCGUUUUUUCAAUUCGCUUUUGCGUUUGGAGGCAUGUGUGCGUUUGGCAUUAUCAUCGGCGACACCAUUCCCCAUGUCAUUCGGUCCAUAUUUCCGCAGCUCUACCAAGUGCCCGUCCUAUCGCUCUUCACGAACCGCAAGUUCGUCAUCUCCUUAUGCACCAUAUGCAUUUCCUACCCUCUCUCCCUCUACCGCGACAUCCACAAACUAUCCCGGGCAUCUGGCCUCGCGCUCAUCGGAAUGCUGAUCAUUGUUACCUCGGUCAUGAUCGAAAGCCCACAGACUGCACCAGAACUCAAGGGCGACCCAUCUAAACGCUUCUCCUUCAUUGAGCCUGGCGUAUUCCAGGCUAUUGGCGUCAUCAGCUUCGCUUUUGUUUGUCAUCACAACUCGCUCCUCAUCUACGGAAGUCUACGAACACCAACGCUGGAUCGUUUUGCUUUCGUUACGCAUAUUUCGACACUGCUAUCUCUCAUCGCAUGCUGUACACUAGCCAUAUCCGGAUACGUCGUCUUUACCGACAAAACUCAGGGAAAUAUCCUGAAUAAUUUUGCACCGGACGAUACGUUAAUCAACGUAGCGCGCUUCUGCUUUGGCCUGAACAUGUUCACGACGCUCCCGCUUGAGCUUUUUGUGUGCCGAGAGGUCAUAGAGCAAUAUUUCUUCUCCCACGAGACAUUCAAAAUGGAACGGCACGUCUUUUUUACCACGACAAUUUUGUUUGCCUCCAUGUUUGUGUCGUUGAUCACCUGCGACCUCGGGGUAAUGCUCGAGAUAACAGGCGGCGUGGCAGCCAGUGCCCUCGCCUUCAUCUUCCCCGCCAGUUGCUUCAUCAAGCUCGCCGACAAAAACGCCCCAUGGCAUAGUCGUGCGAAACUACCAGCAUAUAUCUGCGCUGUCUUUGGCGUAUUGGUCAUGACCAUUUCACUAUACCUCGCUCUUGCAAAAUCAUGGACACCAGAGGGAAGUGCUAAGAUCUGUAUGUAG
Mycena indigotica is the source of this 1719-nucleotide messenger RNA. RefSeq names its product Aa-trans domain-containing protein. Bases 1 to 1719 code for a protein of 572 amino acids. The transcript has 9 exons. Gene Ontology annotation, cellular component: endoplasmic reticulum. The record is from RefSeq and is a predicted model, not a curated record. Gene Ontology annotation, molecular function: amino acid transmembrane transporter activity. NCBI's taxonomy places the organism in Eukaryota, Fungi, Basidiomycota, Agaricomycetes, Agaricales, Mycenaceae. Gene Ontology annotation, biological process: amino acid transmembrane transport.